This is a messenger RNA of Juglans regia (Persian walnut), 1972 nucleotides long. Its product is annotated as cyclic dof factor 3-like. Lineage: Eukaryota; Viridiplantae; Streptophyta; Magnoliopsida; Fagales; Juglandaceae. Bases 10 to 1542 code for a protein of 510 amino acids. The record is from RefSeq and is a predicted model, not a curated record. Gene Ontology annotation, biological process: regulation of DNA-templated transcription. Gene Ontology annotation, molecular function: DNA binding; DNA-binding transcription factor activity. The transcript is spliced from 2 exons.
CUACGUCCAAUGCCAACUGAGAGAUCAGACCCUCCCAAACCCGAAGAAAAACCUCGCGCGUUUUUUCCUUUCCACCUCCCCUGUUUGCUUCCCCAGAAAAUGCAAGAAAAUAAAGACCCUGCCAUCACGCUCUUCGGCAAGAAAAUUCCCUUGCCUUCUGAGGGCGAGACUCCGGCCCUCGCUGGAGAAGACAUGUCGGCGACUGCUCGAGAGAAGGAAAGGUGUAGCGGAGUAGGAGAAGAAGAAGAAGAAGAAGAAGACUCAGAGAAGGAUUCACCAUCAACGAAAGACACUAAGAUGAUGAAACAAGACAAUGAUCCAGCGCUGAACACAGAAGAUCAGAUAAAUUCAGAAACAUUGCUGGAUGCUAGUGUGAAUCCUAAAACACCCUCUAUUGAGGAAGAAAAUGCAAUAGAAAAACCUGCCAAGACUGAGAAAGAUCAGAGUGAUACAAACAACUCUCAAGAGAAAACCUUGAAGAAGCCAGAUAAAAUUCUCCCAUGCCCUCGCUGCAAAAGCAUGGACACAAAAUUCUGUUACUAUAAUAAUUACAAUGUCAAUCAGCCUCGGCAUUUCUGCAAAGCAUGUCAAAGAUACUGGACUGCUGGUGGUACCAUGAGGAAUGUGCCAGUAGGAGCCGGACGCCGCAAGAACAAGAACUCUGCCUCACAUUAUCGUCAUAUCACCAUCUCAGAUGCUCUCCAAGCUGCUAGAAUUGAUGCUCCAAAUGGAGAUCACUACCCCACGCUGAAAAGCAAUGGUAGAGUCCUCAGCUUUGGCUUAGAUGCACCCAUCUGUGACUCCAUGGCUUCUGUUUUGAAUCUUGGGGAGAAGCAGGUGAUGGACUGUACCCGGAAUGGAUUUCAUAGUCUUGAGGAAUCAAGAACUCCAGUUCCUUGCAAAGGUAGAGAAAAUGGGGAUGAUUGCUCAAGCGGAUCUUCUGUUACCGUUUCAAAUUCAAUGGAGGAAGGAGGCAAACACCGCCCUUCAGAACCAUUUGUGCAAAGCAUUAAUGGUUUCCCUCCUCAAGUUCCAUGCCUCCCCGGUGUUCCUUGGCCUUAUCCAUGGAAUUCUGCAGUUCCCCCACCAGCUCUCUGCCCUCCUGGAUUUCCUAUGCCAUUCUAUCCAGCAGCUUAUUGGAACUGUGGUGUCCCUGGCACUUGGGGCAUCCCUUGGCUGUCUCCACAAUCUUCUCCUAAUCAGAAGUCUCCAAGCUCUGGACAAAAUUCUCCGACAUUGGGGAAGCACUCAAGAGAUAGUGACAUGCUUAAAUCAGACAACUCAGAGAAAGAGCCAUCAAAACGGAAAACCGGAUCUGUUUUGGUUCCUAAAAUUUUGAGGAUUGAUGACCCAAGUGAAGCUGCAAAGAGUUCUAUAUGGGCAACGCUUGGAAUCAAGAAUGAAUCUAACAUUGGGGGAGGAAUGUUCAAGGCCUUUAAAUCAAAGAGUGAUGAGAAGAACCACGUAGCUGAACUGUCUCCAGUGUUGCGGGCAAACCCCGCAGCCUUGUCUAGAUCCCUCAACUUUCAUGAGAUCUCAUGAAGUGGUAAUUUAUGACAUAAUGGUCAUUUAGGUUGAAAGUAUGAUGUUGGAUUCAACUCAGUUUCGACCGAGUUUGAAGUGCUAACGGUCACCCAGCAUAGGUCAAUUUGGUUCGCCAGCCUCUUGGUAACCAAUUGGCAAGCUAAUUUGGGACCAAGAACUGGAGAGGGUUUACUCUCAAUGGUAGCCAAUUAAUCUAGAACUUCCAGUGGAACUGGGAACUAAUUUGCUUUCUUGUGACGGUAUGAACAGAUGUCCUAUGAUGUAUUUAGUUUGCCGAGUUAGUGGUCAUGUGCAUAUUUAUAUGUAUGUGAGAUAAUAGUACAGAGUUUGAGAAAGGUCUUUAGAUUUAUAAAAUCCCAGAUGUACUGGACUCCAAAUUUUCAUAAUGCUGAAAAUGGAUCCCUUCACUCCAUUUCCCUCUUUUUUA